UUGGAAACUUGCUCUCAGUCUUGGUCGUGGAUCCGAGCCGGUGCUGUUCUCCGCCUCGCUCUCUGUCCCGCGCUUUUCCGCUAUCGUUUUCUCCGUGUCUCGCGUGUUAUGUGCCUUUGUGGCAUUUGUGCUAGUGUUAUGUUCGAUAUCACCAGAAAAGACCUCGCAACAUGUUGGCGCUGUUGGCUUGGCUACAAAUUCAUAAUUCCAAACAAACUUAUUGACGGUUUUUGGUGCGCGAGUUUCGUGAUUUAGUGCGCGUUAACCUGGAAAUUUUUGCCAAACUAUGCUCUUAUUGAAAAGGUAGUAGUACUCAACGGUAUCAGAUGACACUUCGCGUGUCUCAAAGUGACGUAAAACUCCGGAAUUCAUCCUCUUUUGUGAAUUUCAAGUAGUUUCCUCCAAUUUAACUCUGAUUUUCGCCACCAUUUUUCGACGUAUCUUGCAGAUAAGCAAUUAUUGCAGAUAGCAUUAAUAUUGUGACCUUUCCUCCGUUUUUCCUCACCACCCUCAAGUGCCCUCAUUCCAAAUGGUGGUUAUCGUUUUCCGGUCGCUCGCCAACCGCAGUGCGUUGUAUUUACGCUUAUGUCAACUUCUAACCAAUCGUGUUCCGAUUACGUUUCUUGCCUAACACUCACAAAUAUCAACAUCAUUCCUAGUUAUUUUAAAACCGUCGGAAUUUCAAGUACUCAGCUCAGUGCUAACGCCGACGUAGUUGAUACACGAAAUAGUGCAACGAGUUAUCAACCGAUCCAGAAUUAGCGCAUCAAGUUGCCUACAGAUCUGGGGAUAGUGCGUCAAAUUGCCUACCGAUCAAGGCGUUCGUUUCGGAUGGAAUUUCUGCGUGUAGUGCACGUGAGGAUUUAUGAACGUGAGGAGGGACUCAGCUAGCGACCACGCGGCGAUCCCCAGGAUUGAAUAAUGAUUAUGCCCGAGUGUGUUAGUCCUUGCAGCCCGAUGUUGGCACUCUGCGCUCCGACUAAAGUCAUGCUCGGCAUCGGCACUGCUCUCUCGUCUGCCCUGUCCGCCGCUGAAAGGAGGCAUUCCACUGCUCUCGCUCAGUGGUUCCACGGUCAUCUCUCAGGGAAGGAAGCGGAGCAGCUGAUAUUGGACAAGGGGAAGAAUGGUAGUUUUUUAGUUCGAGAAUCUCAAAGCAAACCGGGUGAUUAUGUCCUAUGUGUGAGGACAGACGACAAAGUUACGCACGUUAUGAUAAGAUGCAAAGAUAAUCGAUACGACGUAGGCGGUGGUGUCAAAUUCGAUAGUUUAUCUGAGUUAAUAGAGCACUACAAACAUAAUCCAAUGGUGGAAACCAGUGGCACUGUCGUUCAUCUCAAGCAACCGUUCAAUGCAACUAGGAUUAAUGCAAGCGGUAUAGAUGGCCGCGUCAAAGAAUUACAGAAAGAAAAUGUGCAGUUAACAGGCAAAGCAGGGUUCUGGGAGGAAUUUGAAUCUCUCCAGCAUCAAGAAAGCAAACAUUUGUUCACCCGCAAAGAGGGACAAAAACCCGAAAAUAGAAACAAAAAUAGAUAUAAGAAUAUUUUACCAUUUGACCAUACUAGAGUCAAACUAAAGCACGUUGAUCAAAAUGUUCCUGGUUCUGAAUAUAUCAAUGCUAAUUAUAUCAAAGAUGAAGAAGGUGGCCGUAGCUACAUAGCAACACAAGGGUGCUUACCAAGCACGAUGGCAGACUUUUGGCAAAUGGUGUGGCAGGAAAAUACAGCUGUAAUUGUGAUGACUACCAAAGAAAUGGAAAGAGGCAAAAGUAAAUGUGCAAGAUAUUGGCCAGACGAAGGAAGGUCUAAAGAAUAUGGAAAAAUUGCUGUGAAACACAUAUCUCAAUCAUCUACCAUUGAUUAUACGCUUCGAGAAUUUUUAGUUAGUUUUGAGCAAGAAGAUAGAAAAGUUUACCAUUACCAUUUUCAGGCUUGGCCAGACCAUGGAGUGCCAUCUGAUCCAGGCUGCGUUCUCAAUUUCCUCCACGAUGUAAACGCUCGGCAAGAUUCUCUGAUGGGAGCAGGACCAAUAAUAGUCCACUGUAGUGCCGGGAUAGGCAGAACUGGAACUUUCAUUGUGAUUGAUAUGAUUCUAGAUCAAAUAAAGCGUCAAGGCCUAGAUAGUGAAAUAGAUAUCCAACGUACCAUUCAAAUGGUCAGAUCUCAACGAUCUGGAAUGGUGCAAACAGAAGCGCAGUAUAAAUUUGUUUACUUGGCUGUCCAACAGUACAUCCAAACAGUUUCUCAGCGCAUGCUUGCACUCCAGAAGAGCAUGCAGUUAGGGCGAGAGUACACGAAUAUUCGGUACUCAACAGAAACAACUCCUCCAAUCAGUGUAACUGAUACCAUUGCUCGCUCUAUUUCAACAUCGGGUUUUCCUCUCUCACCAUCACGCUCAACCACAUCUUUGCACACACCAAUCCACAAUAGUAAAUUAUCACCAGGAAAAUCCUCACUAGAUGCGCAUUUACCUAGGCCACCAGAAGAUAUUCCAAAGCAGAUCUAUGAGAAUAUCCCUCUAAAGGAAAACGUAGUAUCAACAAAUUCGUACAACAUCGGGCCACCUCCGCCUGUUUUUGCACCCCCUCCUCCUCCUCCUCGAAAAAUAUAACGCUUAAUUUUGCUGAACAGCAUUUUUAUAACUGUUAGCCAGUAGAAGUGCGCAGGGGUUCUCCUGCGUCUGGUUUUCACGCACCAUUUGCUCUGUGAUUUAUAGUCAUUAUGUAACUAAAAGCACUUGGAGCUUGGAAAAUUUCUCCCCUUUCAAUUUAAAUUCAUAGUAGAUUCCUCGUAAAUCUAUGUAAGCAUUGCCAAUGGCUCUCAGGUUAUUAUCAUCCUUAUUUUAUGAAGCAAAAAUGAAUAUUUUAGAAUCUCUUGACUCCUGCUGAAACAAACAAACAAAUUUUUUUUGAGAGAAUUGCAAGACUAGCAACUUUCUAAGUUAAUCUCAAGACUGCUAGAUUUAAUUUUUGUAUUUUGAUUUGCAGUCAGCAAAUUAAGUAAUAUCAAAAUCAGGCAUUGAAUAAUGGCAUUUUUAUAUGAACUGUACA
Bemisia tabaci is the source of this 3046-nucleotide messenger RNA. RefSeq names its product tyrosine-protein phosphatase non-receptor type 11. Gene Ontology annotation, molecular function: receptor tyrosine kinase binding; cell adhesion molecule binding; non-membrane spanning protein tyrosine phosphatase activity. Gene Ontology annotation, biological process: protein dephosphorylation; positive regulation of ERK1 and ERK2 cascade. The record is from RefSeq and is a predicted model, not a curated record. Gene Ontology annotation, cellular component: cytoplasm. NCBI's taxonomy places the organism in Eukaryota, Metazoa, Arthropoda, Insecta, Hemiptera, Aleyrodidae.